AUGCCAAAUUUCAUUGAGGAUGAAGCCACGCCGUCACUUCUCAUUGCAAAUCCCCCAGCCGGGGGAAAUCUCAACAGAAAAACCUCUCAAUUUGAUUUCAGUAGUGGGGCGACUUUUAAGAACAUUGAUCAACUCUGCGUAGAUGGAAUUAUUACAGCAACUGAAACCGCUGUUUUUAAGGCAAAAUCUAUGAAGCUGCAUGAAGCAUUGAAAAGAUCGCGAGAGAAUGAAUUCAAGCUUCAUACCUUAAUGAAACACUGCCUCUCAGAACUGAAGCGCCAAGAGGCUGAACUUGCAAAGGCUGAUCAAUUCCCAGACAACGCCGGGACAGAACCACUUAUGCUUCGGGCUGAGAUAAUUAAAACCUACAACAACGCAAUGGAACUAGAGGAAAGAGCAGAAAAUCUUGCUUACGAGGAAGGACUGCUGAGGGAAGAACGAAAGCUUCUAAAGAGAGACUACUCGCGUCUACCCCUGUCGGAGUUGGAAGCUUUGGGUGAAGAUGUCAACAUUUUCGGGGUGAUAGAGCAGCGUUUCAGAGACCUUCAGUCCUUGCAUCAGGAGGCAGAGAUGGAAGUUGAAAUGCUGAAAAUGGAAGCCAAACGAUUUACGGAACAAGCUAGGAUUGCAAAAGAAAAUCUAGAGGAUACCCUCUCCGAAUACACGGAUGUUCAAAGUCGGCUGAAUCGGAUUAAGGUUUGCCUUGUCACCCGAUGGCUGUUUAUAAUGGAGAUGUCAUUUAUCACACUCGUUGGAACAUCUAAUUGCAAAUCGAAUUUCGUUUCUUAUAGGGAAAUUGAAAAGAAUAAGGAGAUAUCCAAAGAAAACAAGAAGAAUUUGGAGGAACGCACUCGAGAUCUGGCAGAUUGGCAAGAUCUUGAAAUGGAAGUACGCACAGAGAAAGCCAAAUUAGCUCAAAGGUUGGACAUCUUCGUGUCGGAGAAGAAAGAGGGUCAGCAGGAGCAGACCAAAUUGAGAUGGGAGAAGGACAAUUAUUUGAAAAAACUGAAAAAUUCCCAAGUCCAAUUAGAAGCCGCGGUUGACAGCGUGAAGAACGCAACAGCUGGAUUUGAGAAAGCCAGAGCCCGUUUUGCAGUCGCUCCGAAAUAUGAUAAAAAUCUUCUGAUACUUAAAGAAAAGCUUGGUGGUCUUAUUGCUGACCUUCAUAAUGAAAUUGCUGAAGAGGAACAUCACAUAGAAGAGGAGCAGAUUCGCAUUAAUGAACUCGUAUCAUCUACAAAAGGGCGACUAAAGGUGUUGGAAAGUAGCAAGGCUGAAAAUCUGGAACUUCUUCAACUAGCAACAACCAUCUCGGAGGAUUUGGCAAAAGCUGUCUGCGAAUUCACUUCCGCUUUUUAUAAGCACUCUCGUCUAUCUGAGGAUUUUCAGGUCAAGAAACAGAUAAUUGAAAGGCAACUAGAGGAACUCGGCAAUUUGGAGGCAAGCCACUUCCACGCAAAUAUUAUUAUUAUUAUUUCAAAUGGCUGGCUUUAUGAUAUUUAUCAUUAGUCCUUUAGAACUUUGACUUCAGCUUUCCUCAUGGGUGGGGGGUACAUAUAUAGAAGUUAAUUGAUAGCAGUUCAUUAG
Molecule: messenger RNA, 1587 nt
Organism: Rodentolepis nana
Lineage: Eukaryota; Metazoa; Platyhelminthes; Cestoda; Cyclophyllidea; Hymenolepididae
Source: the annotation of a GenBank genome assembly